Molecule: messenger RNA, 3464 nt
Organism: Mastomys coucha (southern multimammate mouse)
Lineage: Eukaryota; Metazoa; Chordata; Mammalia; Rodentia; Muridae
Product: mucin-5AC-like
Exons: 9
Coding region: 321-3155 (944 amino acids)
Biological process (GO): activation of innate immune response; cellular response to interferon-beta
Molecular function (GO): double-stranded DNA binding
Source: RefSeq, a predicted model, not a curated record
GAAAUCGAAAGCUGUGAACACUGCUGGGCGGAGCCCUAUUUCAUCACGAGUCUCCCCAAGAAGACUGCACACUGUAAGGCAUGCAGCCCCGCUCGAGCUACGAACUUACUUUAACAAGUUCUCUUGCCCCCCUCCCCGUUAUUUUCUAAAUACUACAUUUUCUCAGCAUUUAAUGAGAUCACAAACUCAUUCCUGUGUACUUUUUUGAGUCCUUUCUCCUACUCAAAACAGAGACGCCCCAUUUCCUGCCUUGCUGAAAAUUUAUAAUCUGCACAUUGCUGAGAAAUUUCCAGGGAGGCUCAUCUAUAAUUUUAGAGAUAAUGAAUGAAUACAAGAAUAUUGUUCUUCAAAAAGGUUUAGAGCGUGUGGACAAUUAUCAGUUUAGGAAAAUCAAGUCCUUACUAAGAAAAGAAUUAAAGCUUACUAAACAAAUGCAAGAUGAUUUUGACAGAAUUAACCUGGCUGACUGGAUGGAGGACAAGUUCCCCAAAGAAGCUGGACUAGACAAACUGAUAAAAGCAUGUGAGCUCAUAGAAGAGCUUGAAGACCUUACUAAAGAACUUAAAACAGAGAAGGCCAAAGUUCAAAAGAAAAAGAAAGGAAAAUGCAAAACGACCUUGAAAAAUAAAAAGCAAGAUGAACUCAGUAUGUCUGAAUCUCUUAUCUGCAAUGAGUCAAACAAGAAUAAGCCCUCUUCAAAGAAAAAGAGAAAACAAACCACAAAAACUGAAGGUGGCAAGAGAAAGAAGCUCACCAAGGAGCAGGCUCAGCUUCCAGAAACUUCAGGGACCAAUAUACAAAGAGAUGAAGAUUGGGUCCAGACUCCUCAUAAGCCUCCACCAACACCACCCAGUAAUUCCUCAAACAAGAAAAAGAGAAAACAAACCACAAAAACUGAAGGUGGCAAGAGAAAGAAGCUCACCAAGGAGCAGGCUCAGCUUCCAGAAACUUCAGGGACCAAUAUACAAAGAGAUGAAGAUUGGGUCCAGACUCCUCAUAAGCCUCCAUCAACACCACCCAGUAAUUCCUCAAACAAGAAACAGAAAAACACAACCAUCCAAAGACAUAGCAUCAUGAAGACAAAGGGUCCUCAGGGAAAGCAGCAACUUGUGGAGUCUUCAUCAACCAGCAGCUUCCCAGCUGUAAGUGAACUCCUGACUUUUGAAGAACUUUCAGCAACGGCUUCCAGCAGCCCUCAGUCACCUCAGAAGCCCCAAGAAGCACACAUGGACUUAAAGAUGUCUCCAGGCUCUCCAACAUCACCUUUCCAGAAAUUCCGAGUACCUAGAGCCUCAGAUUCCUGCAUUCAUCCGAAUGCUAAUGUGCCCUCUACACUGCUCAGUGAUGCCAAGAUUCUACAUGUACCAUCAGCAGCAGCAUUCAGUAAUGUCAGGGCCCCUCUUAAGCCUUCGGAAAUGGUGGUCCAUUCUUCCAGUGCCCCUCAGACAUCUCUAGUAACAAUGCCCAGAAGUACCCAGGACCUUCACUUUCCUACACCAGCAGCAUUCAAUAGCCCAGAGGCUCUUCACAGUCAAGCAAUAGCAUCCAGAAAUGUCCAAACUACUAGAGUACCUUCAGCAACACUCACAAGAAAAGCCCAGCUUAGAAAGAUGCCUCCUCCAUCAACAGCAACAAGCAAUGCCCAGGAUCCUCAUACUCUAGCAACUAUGUCCAGAAGCACCUCUGUCUCACAGGUACCUCAAACAACAACAUCCCGUAGCAUUCCAACUCUUAGCUCUGCUACAGUAAAAGCAUCCAAGGAGGUCCAGGGUCCUCAAAUAUCUUUAUCAACAGUACCCAAAUAUUUCCAGGCUUCUCUGGCACCUCCAACAGCAACACUCAGCAGUCUUACAGCUCCUCAGGUACCUAUGUCAAUAUCCACAAGCAGAGCCCAGACUACUCAAAUUCAUCCAGGGACAGGAUCCAUUUGUGUCCAGACUCUUCAUGCUCCUCCAUCAACAGAGUCCAGAAGUGUGUGCACCACUCCAUUGAUGCAAGGAGAAGCAUCCGGUACUGGGAAGGCCCUUCCCCUUCCUAAAGGAAAAGCAUCCAGGAAAGUCCAAGCACCUCGGAUGUCAUCAACAACACCAUCCAGCAGUCUCCUGGAUCCACAUGCAACUUCAUCAACAAUAUCCAGCAGUUUCCUGCCUUCACACACAACUUUAUCAACAGCAUCCAGCCAUCUCCUGGAUCCACAUGCAACUUCAACAAUAACAUCCAGCAGUCUCUUGCCUUCACACACAGCUUUACCAACAGCAUCUAGCAGUCUCCUGCCUUCACAGAUAACUUCAACAAUAAAAUCCAGCAGUCUCCUGCCUUCACAGACAACUUCAUCAAUAACAUCCAGCAGUCUCCUGGAUCCACAUGCAACUUCAUCAACAGCAUCCAGCAGUCUCCUGGCUUCACAUGGAACUCUACCAACAGCAUCCAGCAGUCUUCUGGUUCUACAGUUGUCUCCAGCAACAGCAUCUAGAGCUCCCAGUGCUACUCCAGGGCCUUCAGCAACAAUAAACAGCAGUCCAUCCAGGACACCAAGGAGAGGAAUUGUACCAAAGGAGCCUGCUAGGGAAGAAGGUCACCAACAAGGUCCCAAACAAGUGAUGGUGUUGAAAGUAACAGAACCAUUUACAUAUGACAUGAGAGAAGAUAAAAGGAUGUUUCAUGCUACAGUGGCUACUGAGACUGAGUUCUUCAGAGUGAAGGUUUUUGACACAACUCUAAUCAGCAAGUUCAUCCCUAGAAAGAUCAUUUUCAUAUCAGAUUAUUUUGGGUGCAAUGGGUUUCUGGAGAUAUACAGCGCUUCCUGUGUGUCUGAUGUGAACGUUAACCCGACAAUGGUUGUCUCAAAUACACUGAGGCAAAGAGCCAAUGCAACUCCGAAAAUUUCUCAUCUUUUCUCACAAGCAAAGGGAACAUUUGUGAAUGGAGAGUUUGUAGUAGUUAAGAAAACUGAGAGGAAUGAACUCAUUUACUAUGGAAUUGAAGAUGAUACAGGGAAAAUGGAAGUGGUGGUUUAUGGACGACUCACAAAUAUCAAGUGUGAACCAGGCAAUAAACUUAGACUUGUCUGCUUUGAAUUGACGUCCACUGAAGAUGGUUGGCAGCUGAAGUCUGUAAGGCACAGUUACAUGAAGGUCAUCAUUGCUAGAAAGUAAAGGAAAGCCACUCAACCCAGACUCAUUCAGGAGAACCCCUCUGGAACCAUACUUCUGAAAACCUGGAUGCCAAUGAUUCUGUUUGUGGAGAUAAGAUUCAAGUACAGAAAAUAAAUGUGCAUAGGACAGUUGAAAGACCAGCCCUAUAUAAUCCAGCUCUUGAUUCUAGGAAUGGUGCUUUCUGAUAUUCUGUAUUCAUUUUCUAUUUUCUAAACUUCAUAUGUUGGCUCUGUGACUCUAAAAUUGUUGAUUUGUUAUUCUUAUACCUGAAACUUAAAAUAAAAAAACAAUCCACACAAUUUCUACAAA